Molecule: messenger RNA, 426 nt
Organism: Bipolaris oryzae ATCC 44560
Lineage: Eukaryota; Fungi; Ascomycota; Dothideomycetes; Pleosporales; Pleosporaceae
Exons: 4
Coding region: 1-426 (141 amino acids)
Molecular function (GO): carbonate dehydratase activity; zinc ion binding
Source: RefSeq, a predicted model, not a curated record
AUGUCUAUACCAGGAAAUCUCGUCGUCAUCACCUGCAACGAGGCCAAUCCAAUAAUUGACCCGGCACGCCACUUCAAUCUUAACACUAGUACUACACGGGUUAUCAGAACGGCUGGAGGACGCACAGAAGGAGCCAUCAGCAGUAUCUAUCAAGUAGCUCAAUCGGUCAAGAUUGACAUGAUUAUUGUUGUUCAGCAUACUAGCUGUCCAUGGUUGCCAGGAGAAGUGGAAAAUAACAUCCGGUCAGACAUUCAAGGGCUCAAAGCCUCACCGUAUAUUCAGGAUGAUAUAUCCAUCAUUGGAUAUGUCCUUGAUCUGGCCACUGAUCGACUACGUGAGGUCAAUGUACCUCGAACCGGGCCUGGAGCUGAAGCAAGACAGCAUGUACUCGAUCAGAUGAAAGACUUUGGUCCGUUCUGGAGCUGA